This is a messenger RNA of Humulus lupulus (European hop), 1560 nucleotides long. RefSeq lists its product as uncharacterized. The record is from RefSeq and is a predicted model, not a curated record. Bases 1 to 1560 code for a protein of 519 amino acids. The transcript is spliced from 3 exons. NCBI's taxonomy places the organism in Eukaryota, Viridiplantae, Streptophyta, Magnoliopsida, Rosales, Cannabaceae.
AUGUGCACGGUUGAGAAGGGUUCUUCCGGAUUUGAUUGCAAAGAACCAAGGGGGUUUUGUUACAUAGCUCACAAUAUCAUGAUUUGUCAAGACUUAGUUCAGCAUUAUGGAAGGAAGCAUUGUAAGCCGAGUUGUAUGAUUAAAGUUGAUUUGCAGAAGGCAUAUGACACAAUAAAAUGGGAUUUUAAAGAGGAAAUGCAAACUGCUUUUAAGUUCCUGAAGAAGAUUAUUCAGUUAAUCAUGAUAUGUGUUAGAUCACCUAAAUUCUCCUUAUUGCUCAAUGGCUCUCUGCAUGGUUUCUUUGCAACUAAAAGGGGAUUAAGGCAAGGGGACCCAAUGUCUCCAUUAUUUUUUGUGUUAGAUUUUAUCUCUAUUCUAUGGAUGCUUAGAGGACUCAAACUGUUUUCGGGGACAUCAGGUUUGGUACCAAACCAGAACAAAUCUGCUCUAUUCUGCAGUGGUAUGGUGGAGGCUGAGAAAAUUUCUUCAGUGGAAUGUGGCAUUAUUUUAGAGAAAAUGGUGCAUAGAAUCAGGCAAUGGAGCUCUCGAAAUUUAUCUUAUAUGGGCAGAGUUACAUUAAUUAAUGCAGUUCUUCUUUCUAUACACUUCUAUUGGGCCCAAAUCAUGAUAUUGCCGAAGAGGAUACUGAAGGAAAUUGAUGCCAUUUGUAGAGCCUUUCUUUGGAGAGGAAUGAGUGAUCAUGCAGGGCCUGGUCUUGUUGCUUGGCAUAACAUUUGUAAUUCUAAGACAGGUGGAGGAUUGGGUUUUAAGAGGGUUGUGGACUGGAAUAUUGCAGCUAUGGGGAAAUAUAUAUGGGCAAUUGCUUCCAAAAAAGAUAAUUUGUGGGUUAAAUGGAUUCACAAUAAAUAUUUGAAGCAAUUGGAUUGGUGGGAAUAUAAAGCUCCCUCGGCUUGCAGCUGGUAUUGGAGGAAAAUGGUGGCUGUUAAGGAUAUUUUUAAAGCAAAAAUAGAUUUGACAUCCUUUUCAGUUAUGAAAUUCAGUAUUAAAACAGGUCAUGACUUGUUGUUUGCUUCACCUCUCAAAGUGCAUUGGGCAAAGUUUGUUUGGGAGAGAUUUUCUAUACCAAAGCACAGGUUUAUACUUUGGUUAGUUAUGCUUCAGAGAUUGCAUACCAGGGUCUUCAUUCGCAAUUACAACUCAACUAUAGAUCCAUCUUGUCUAUUCUGUGGAGAACAUAAUGAAGAUAUUCAACAUCUCUUUUUUCAGUGUAAAUAUAGCAAGCAAUGUCUAUUACAGGUGAAGAAAUGGCUGGGUUGGAUAGUAAAAGCAGAGGAUUAUGAGAACUUGCUGCAAUGGAUAUUCAAAACAAGGAGAUGGAGCAGAUUUCGAAAGAGUAUCUUGACAGCUGUUGUUGCUUCCUUGAUUUAUCACAUUUGGAGAGUGAGGAAUGACAUACUAUGGUCACAAAAGGUUUGGUCUACAGCUCAUACGGUCCAAGCAAUACAAAGAGAUAUUAGUAUGCGAAUAUACACUAUAAUACCAAACAAGACAAAUCAUUUAGAUAUAGAUUGGUUUCAUGCUAUUUGUAAAAAUAUGUAG